AUGACAGGUCUGCUAAAGAAACAUGGCAUUAUUCACAAGGUGGCAACGACUUACCACCCCCAAACUAAUGGGCAAACCGAGGUGUCUAAUAGAGAGAUCAAACGCAUACUAGAGAAGAUUGUGAAGCAUCAUAGAAGGGACUGGAGUACUAGACUUGCAGAUGCGCUUUGGGCUUAUAGGACAGCUUACAAGACGCCCAUCGGAAUGAGUCCAUCCCACCUAGUCUACGGAAAGUGCCUUCGACUAGAAGCGUAUGAGAACUCAAGGCUCUACAAAGAAAGGGUGAAGGUGGUGCAUGACAAGAACAUCAAGAGAAGAGAGUUUAGAGCUGGGGAUUUAGUCCUCCUCUAUAACUCAAGGUUGAAACUCAUGUCGGGCAAGUUGCGAUCAAAGUGGGAAGGACCCUAUAGGGUGGAAAAGGCUGAGCCAUAUGGAGUCUUCCACCUGAGUCACCCUUCAAGCCCCACCUUUUUCAAGGUCAAUGGCCACCGCUUGAAGCUAUACCAUGGUGAGAAGAUGAAGAAUAACAAGGAUCUGGAGAUCUUCCUUUUGGCGGAUCCAGCAACGGAAGAAGACUGA
Messenger RNA from Arachis ipaensis, 579 nucleotides. NCBI's taxonomy places the organism in Eukaryota, Viridiplantae, Streptophyta, Magnoliopsida, Fabales, Fabaceae. The record is from RefSeq and is a predicted model, not a curated record.